Messenger RNA from Caenorhabditis briggsae, 360 nucleotides. NCBI's taxonomy places the organism in Eukaryota, Metazoa, Nematoda, Chromadorea, Rhabditida, Rhabditidae. Gene Ontology annotation, cellular component: astral microtubule. The coding region runs from base 1 to 360 and encodes 119 amino acids. The transcript is spliced from 2 exons. The record is from RefSeq and is a predicted model, not a curated record. Gene Ontology annotation, molecular function: microtubule binding. Gene Ontology annotation, biological process: mitotic spindle assembly; regulation of mitotic cytokinesis; mitotic cytokinesis.
AUGUGGAAAAGAGAGCGUUCAAAAUCAGUGACAGAUAUCAAAAGAAAGCUGGAAGAAGAGACGGAGAAAAAUAAGAAUAAAGAGACAGAUUUAAAGAAUGAGAAGAUCAAAGAAGCACAGAAAGAGUUUUUAGCAUGGAAGCAAAAGAAGGAAGAGUUUCUAAACGACGAGACCCGGCAGCAGAAGAAAGAAAAGGAAGAGAAACGAGAAGAAGAAACAGAGUCGCAGUUAAAACGAAAGGAAUUGGCAAACGAAGCAUAUGAAAAUUGGAUUCAAUUGAAAGAAACUGAACGAGAAAUGAUUGCUGAUUUAGUGUUAAUCGAGGCUCCGCCCAUUCCAUGGAUUCCUCCAAGCAAUUAA